UUCCCACUUCCCCCAAAGACCGCCAUUGAUCUUAACAGUGACUUCCUUUGUGUUGGAAAUUAAAAAAGACCAAACCCAUUCAACUCCUACUGCUUAUUGCUAUUUCUCUACCUAAACCCACUUUCUUCCUUCUCACAGGAUCCAAAUUGAGUUUCGCCUCCGGCCCUCUUGUCCCUCUCUCUCUCUCUCUCUCUCUCUAGUCAGUGUUCUCGUAAUCCGUUGUUUCUUCUAAAGAUCUUGAUGAUUUUGAUAAGUCUGUGAAUGCGUAGCUAGGUUAAACGCUAUUCCUGAAUCCUGAUCAUCAUAUAUCUUGGGUUUUUUCUUUUCUCCGAAGCUUUUAUCCAUUGGGUUUUUUUGUUGUGAUAAAUCUCGGUUGUGGGUUCUGCAUGUACAAAAGACAAAUUCGUUUUGGAUAUUGAUAGCAACUGACCGCUGCUGCGUUCAUCACGUAUCGAUCAAUCCCACUGAUCAAUUAAUACGGCUGUCAAUUUCGUCAACGCAAAAGAUAGAGGUCAAGGGUCAAGACAAGCCUGCCGCUGCCAGGGCUUCUAGUUGCAUCCCUAGCAGUCGAAUCAUCAUAUAAAUAAAAGAAGGAAACUUCAAACUUCACCUCUCCAAAACUUCAAACCUCAGCUCUGGAUUCUGCCCAUUUCGCACAAGAAGAAGAAGAAGAAGAAGAAGAAGAAAAAGAAGAAGAAGAAAAACUGGCAAAUAAGUGGUGGGAGCGAGUGGAUGCAGCCAUGUCAGGAUACGAAGGAGGCUACGUUCAUCAGUUGCUCAGACCAGAAUUGCAAUUAACAGCCCAACAACAAUCUCCAGAUUCCAAGGAUUCGCCGGAAGAAGACCAGAAGGCCGACCCAGAUUCAGCCGCUACCAGCUCCGGCGGAGCCGCCACAUCCCUCCGUCGCCCGCGAGGCCGUCCUCCUGGAUCCAAGAACAAGCCCAAGCCUCCGAUAAUCGUAACGCGAGACAGCCCUAACGCCCUCCGAUCCCACGUGCUCGAGGUCUCCGCAGGCGCCGACAUCGUCGAGAGCGUGUCGGUUUACGCCAGGCGGAGAGGAAGAGGAGUUUGCGUCCUCAGUGGCGGCGGCACCGUCUCGAACGUGACGCUGCGCCAGCCCGCCUCGCCCUCUGGCAGCGUGGUCACGCUACACGGCCGCUUCGAGAUACUGACUCUCUCCGGGACUGUUCUUCCGCCGCCGGCGCCUCCAGGGGCCGGCGGGUUGUCGAUAUUUUUGUCCGGUGCACAGGGACAAGUCGUAGGCGGUAGCGUGGUGGGUCCACUGAUGGCUUCCGGUCCAGUGGUUUUGAUGGCGGCGUCUUUUGCAAAUGCAGUGUUUGAGCGUUUACCGUUGGAGGAACAGGAAGAGGGAGCCGCCCCGGUCCAGCCAGCGGCGUCACAAUCCUCCGGCGUCACAGGAGGCGGAGGUGGCGGACACUCGGGUGAUGGCGGCGGCGGCGGCGGAUCUAUGUUCAAUAGCAUGGGAGGAAAUGUGCCUAAUUACCUUUCAAGUGAUCUGUUUGGAUGGGGUAGUGGAAGCGCUCCUGCAAGGCCUCAAUUUUAAUGGAUCGGUGAUAUAUAAAUUUGACAGGCUUUGAUAUAUAUAUAUAUAUAUAUUAUCUUGUGAUGGAGCAUGUGAUAAGAACAAUUCUAGUAGUAAAGAGAUAUGUACAGAUAUUGAAGAAAAGAAGCUACGUACGUGCACUUCUACUACAGCUCAAGAAUUGGUUUUUGGGUUCAUGCUCCAAUCUUUAAUUCCUAGUUGUCCAGUUGAAAGGAAUGAAACCCAGAAGGAGUUAGAGCAUCUAAACUACAUCAAGGGCUUGUUUAAGGUCAGUAAGUUAGAUUGAUAUUUAUAUUCAUGUAUGAGCUACAUCAACUACAGUUUGCCAGAUUUUGCAUUAAUUUGUCCCUUUUUUUUUUCUCGAAAUCUCUCUCUCUGCCCUUUUCUUUUAGCUAGUUUCUCAUCCUUCCUUCGAUUGUGAGUCGAGAUGCGAUGCAACGUGGACAUGAUCUCAUGUUGUGCAGGCUAUUAAUUAAUUAUAAGAAUCAUGUAUUAAUUUGC
Diospyros lotus (date-plum) is the source of this 2066-nucleotide messenger RNA. RefSeq names its product AT-hook motif nuclear-localized protein 27. The record is from RefSeq and is a predicted model, not a curated record. Bases 741 to 1565 code for a protein of 274 amino acids. Gene Ontology annotation, biological process: vegetative to reproductive phase transition of meristem. The transcript has a single exon. NCBI's taxonomy places the organism in Eukaryota, Viridiplantae, Streptophyta, Magnoliopsida, Ericales, Ebenaceae. Gene Ontology annotation, molecular function: DNA-binding transcription factor activity; minor groove of adenine-thymine-rich DNA binding. Gene Ontology annotation, cellular component: nucleus.